Molecule: messenger RNA, 836 nt
Organism: Leptinotarsa decemlineata (Colorado potato beetle)
Lineage: Eukaryota; Metazoa; Arthropoda; Insecta; Coleoptera; Chrysomelidae
Product: phosphatidylinositol-glycan biosynthesis class X protein
Biological process (GO): GPI anchor biosynthetic process
Cellular component (GO): endoplasmic reticulum membrane
Source: RefSeq, a predicted model, not a curated record
AAAAUGACCUAAUAUGUAAGGUAGCAAAUAAUAUAACUGAUAUAUGAAAUUCUUCAAAAUAUGCUUCAUUUAUGAUAAUGAUCAUAAAAAGUAGCUUAAUAUUAAGUUAUAUCACCCUUUCAUUGAUUUCUUAUAUUGAGUGUGAGUCUGAAUGUUUAAAUUUGGAAAUUUCUAUCAUAAGGAAGGUUGAACAUGAAGGAUUCCAUCGAAAUGUCUUGUGGCUCAUCGAAAGCCCCUUAACAAAGGACUUGAAGACACUUUUGGUAGAUUCCAAAUGCACAUUUGUGCUCAGGCAAGAUAUUCCUAAUGGCAUGUUUGUCAAUCCUGAUGAAAUCGCGGAACUGUCUAGAAAAGGAAAGCUUGUAUCAUACAUAGAUGGUAGUGUCGAUAUAGAGGCUCCAGCUCACGAAGCCAAGAGUCACAUUCUGUAUAUAUAUUUGAGUAGCACUGGUAUUGAAAAAACAUCCAUUGCAAUACCGAUUCACUUGAGAUAUCAAAGGAGCCAAAUAUCAGGAAGGUAUGCAAAAGUUAUGAUGUUAAAGCCUAGCCUCCUUUCGUGGUGCCCUGGUUCACUGAACAAAGUUUGUGGAAAAGGCUUGAAAGUAGAGGCACCUUGUGAUAACAGUGGCAAAAAUGUGUGUAUUUGGAAAAACCUCACCUACCAAGCUCUGUUUGAUGAAGUGGAGUUAUAUGUACCUGUGGGUGACUUAGAUGAUUACCCAUUAGUUUCCAUUUUGACAUUACUUCUAGGAUGUGCUGGAUGUAUCUAUACUUUAUCAGUAUUAUCUACAACUCCUUCGUGAUCCUUCAAUAAAAUUAAUGAAUAGAUUUGAAAA